Messenger RNA from Rubroshorea leprosula, 527 nucleotides. The record is from the annotation of a GenBank genome assembly. NCBI's taxonomy places the organism in Eukaryota, Viridiplantae, Streptophyta, Magnoliopsida, Malvales, Dipterocarpaceae.
GCCAAUGUUUCUUAGCAUUCCCUUCAAACAGAUUAAUAGAAUAGGGGAAGUACAUAGCAAAACAUCUUUCAUUUCGUGGGCAUUUCUCCCACUUUGUUGAUCCAUUUCCCAGAACCAUUUCCAAUUUCCAUACAUAGAGAUUUGUGCCAUGUGAGUUGUUUGCCACUGAGAGAGUUUUGGAGUCCAGUUUCUCUGCCUGCUGAAGAAGCACGUUUGCCCUUUCUGUUGGAUCCAACUUGACACUUGGGUAUAAAACCUACGUCAAAAUUUUGGCUUUGUCCAAUGCUUUCUUUGGGAUGAAGAAACAUCUGAUAUGGAUAUUUCACCGUGUAAAGUUGCUUACGUGGACUUAAUAACACUCCUUCAUGUCACUCUCCCUGAUCAUGAAGAGGAUGAUGAAGAGGAUGGGGAAGAGGAUGCUGAGGAUGAGGAGGAGGAUAAGGAUGAGGAGAAAGAAGAAGAUGGAGAAAUUAAAGUUAAUUUCAUUUAAAUUCAUUUAAUUCAUGAAUUAAAAAGUAAAAUUUUUA